CUUUCUUUUUUUCCUUUUGGGGCCUCCUUUUACUUUAGCUUUACAAACAGAGUACAAUUUCUUAAUUUUGUUUUCUCAUUAAGUGGCAAAUUCUAAUCCUAAUAUAACUAUUCUCUAAGUGUUAAUAGAGAGCACACAGAAAAUAAUAGCUACAAGUUUAUCAAUGUACACUAGUGCUAACUAUUUUUUCUAACUAUUCAUUCAAGUAGAUUAGAUAUAUAAAAUACUAUAUAAAUAAACAAUUUAGGAGGUUAAAAGAAAAAGCAGGUGGCACAAAAAAAACAUGUAAUGACUGAUGAGCCUUGAAUGUGUAGUAGAUAAGCAGAAGUUACUAGGAAUCAAGGAAGAAAAAUUAGAAAACUGAAAGCGUAUUUAAGUGUGUUGAUGCUUAAGGCUCAGCCUCAGGUAUCAAGAAAUGCUUGUGUAAGGUUCUAAUAGCUAAUGUUUGUUGCAAUAAUCUUAGUUCUAAGUGUUGUUCACCUCUGAACACUCUUAGUUCUCUCUAGGUUCUAUGGGUUUUUUAUAUUUUUGCGGUCAAUAGAAUCUGAAUUAGCUUUCGAGCAGAUCAGAUUUCAAUUUGUAUUGUGAUCAGACCUUCAUUCAAGUUAAUGAUAUUUACACUUUUAGCAAAAAAGUUAACAACCUCUUACAAUUUAACACAAAAAAACAUUAAGAAUACAAAACACACGGCAAAACAAUAUUUUAUUACUCAGAAGUCGUGGCCAUCUCCUAUAUAAAGCUUAGUUCAUCUUCUUCUCCACACAACCAUUCACCACUUCCCUCUUCUUCCUGAGCCCAAAUAUUUUAAUGGCACCCUGCAUCUACACGUCCAAUACUCAUCUUUCUCAAGACGAUAAUUCUCGGUUCCGUUACAUGAAUCUCUUCCCUGAUCGGAUCUCACGAACACACAUCACGAAAACCUCAAACUCAAGCUCUCUGGAUGGUGGUGAUGAUAAUGAUGUCUGGAUUAAGAUGCUUGAAGAAGCCCAAUCCGACGUCGAGCAAGAACCCAUUUUGUCAAGCUACUACUACUCUUCCAUUACAUCGCAUCGGUCGUUGGACUCCGCUUUGGCGAACAUUCUCUCCGUAAAGCUCAGCACUUUAACCUUACCAAGCAGCACCCUCUUCGAACUCUUCACCAGCGUCUUACAAGAAAGCCCAGAGAUCAUGGAGUCGGCGAAACAAGACCUGUUAGCAGCAAAGGAAAGAGACCCAGCUUGCUUAAGCUACGUCCAUUGCUUCCUAAGCUUCAAAGGCUUCCUCGCUUGUCAAUCUCAUCGCAUCGCUCACAAGCUCUGGACCCAAGACAGAAAGAUCCUCGCUUUACUCAUCCAAAAUAGAGUAUCCGAAGCCUUCGCCGUCGAUAUUCAUCCCGGAGCUAAGAUUGGGAGAGGGGUUUUGUUAGACCACGCGACGGGGGUGGUGAUCGGAGAGACGGCGGUGGUUGGAGACAACGUUUCGAUUCUCCACGGUGUGACGCUGGGAGGGACGGGGAAGCAGUGCGGCGAUAGGCAUCCGAAGAUCGGCGAUGGAGUAUUGAUCGGAGCAGGGAGUUGUAUACUGGGGAAUAUUACGAUCGGAGAGGGAGCUAAGGUUGGAUCGGGGUCGGUGGUGCUUAAGGACGUGCCGCCGCGUACGACGGCUGUCGGGAACCCGGCGAGAUUGAUUGGUGGGAAGGAGAAUCCGAAAAGGGUAGAUAAGAUUCCAGGUUUGACCAUGGACCAGACAUCGUAUUUGACUGAAUGGUCUGAUUAUGUUAUCUAAACUAAACACACAACAAAAUGUGUAAUAAUUGUCCUUUGCUGCGUUUUUCUGUUACUAAAAUGAAAAGCUAAGAGCCUAAGAUUAAUCUCAUUUGAAUAGUCUUAAGUU
Molecule: messenger RNA, 1872 nt
Organism: Brassica rapa (field mustard)
Lineage: Eukaryota; Viridiplantae; Streptophyta; Magnoliopsida; Brassicales; Brassicaceae
Product: serine acetyltransferase 1, chloroplastic
Cellular component (GO): cytoplasm
Molecular function (GO): L-serine O-acetyltransferase activity
Source: RefSeq, a predicted model, not a curated record